Metarhizium robertsii ARSEF 23 is the source of this 5031-nucleotide messenger RNA. Its product is annotated as RasGAP protein. The transcript has 2 exons. The coding region runs from base 1 to 5031 and encodes 1676 amino acids. Gene Ontology annotation, biological process: regulation of actin cytoskeleton organization; regulation of GTPase activity. Gene Ontology annotation, molecular function: GTPase activator activity; protein binding. NCBI's taxonomy places the organism in Eukaryota, Fungi, Ascomycota, Sordariomycetes, Hypocreales, Clavicipitaceae. The record is from RefSeq and is a predicted model, not a curated record. Gene Ontology annotation, cellular component: cytoplasm.
AUGUCGUUCCAAUCUCAUCGUCUGCGUCAGUCGCGCACCGCCGACCUCGCACCUCCUACCAGCUUCACGCAUAACAACAUAUCUACCAGCAUCUCCAACAUCAAUCGCUUCCCUUCAACCACCUCGUCAUCCGCAUCUUCGGGCUACUCCUCCACAUCCGACCGCAGCAACGUCACGCAAUACACAUCGGCAUCGAGCGACCACGGCUCUCCCGCUGGCCGCAAGCACAAGCGUGGCCAAAGCGAUGUCCUCGCUCGGGCACGAACCUUUGAAGCAGGGGCAAUGAACGGCUUCAAUACGGGACCAGCAAAUCCCCCAGCGACCCCAACUCGUCAGUCUGUUCGGCCUCUGCCCCAGGCGCCGACGACGUCCCCCAGAUCUCCAGCUCAGGGUGCUUCACCUCGAAGUUCUCUUCGACAUGAUCGUGGACAGAGCAUCGAUAUUGGCAAGCUAUCCCUCAGCCAAUACGACGGCCCGGCAGCACCGCCCACAUCACCACCACGACCGUUGCCCAUGAGGCCUAACUCGAUGCUGUUGACCCGAUCCGACUCAAUUCUUCAAGCCAAAACGCCCAUGCCGCAUGGUAGCUCGCCUCAGGGAUCUCACACCACACACAUCGGCCGCCCGGACCUCGAGCUGCUUGGACGAUCUACCACCCGUGAAUUGCGUACCUUAUCUCGACUGGCUGAGUCUGAUGUUGCAGAAGACUUCACCAUCACGUCGUCUGCACAAGAGGUGGUUGGUUUACGUGGACGACGCCGACUACAGCGUACCGAUAAGCACACUGGUUCUCGCAGCGCCAAAUCCGGCGGCUAUGGAUGGGAGGGCCGGAACUGGAUGGAUAAGCAGCGUCAGUUCCUCCAGGCUUAUGAGUAUCUUUGUCACAUAGGAGAAGCCAAAGAAUGGAUAGAAGAUGUCACGCAAAAGACUCUCCCACCUAUUGUUGAACUGGAGGAGGCUUUGCGGGACGGGGUCACUCUAGCCAACGUCGUCGAAGCGCUGAAUCCUCAGAGACACUUUCGAGUAUUCCACCAUCCGAAACUUCAAUUCCGCCACUCGGAUAAUAUUGCCAUCUUUUUCAGAUAUCUCGACGAAGUUGAACUUCCCGAUCUUUUCCGAUUCGAACUCAUUGAUCUUUACGAGAAGAAGAACAUACCAAAGGUCAUAUACUGUGUCCAUGCAUUAAGUUGGCUACUUUUCCGCAAGGGCAUAGUCGACUUCCGAAUCGGCAACCUUGUUGGUCAACUUGAGUUUGAACACCACGAAUUGGAGGCGAUGCAAAAAGGUCUAGAUAUGCUGGGAGCUAACAUGCCCAGUUUUGGUAAUAUGGGCGCCGAUUUUGGCGUACCAGAGCCCGAGCCUGUUGAAACGGAAGAAGAGCGCAUCGAUCGCGAGCUAGGGGAGAACGAAGAAUCAAUAGUCGAUCUGCAGGCUCAAAUACGUGGGGCCCUGCUUCGGUUGCGACUUGGCAAUAAGAUGCAGCAGUUCUGGGACGAGGAGCAUUGGCUGAUUGACCUACAAUCCCGUAUUCGUGGCGAUUUCACCCGCCAAAUCAUGAGCUAUCGGCUCCAGAUGCGACGUUCUGCCACCUUGACACAAAGUGCGGCGCGAGGAUUUUUGGUCAGGGAGAGAUUGAGGAAGAGUGAUGCUUUUUGGAAAGCUCAUGAGCCGGAGAUUCUAGAGCUUCAGAGCAUGAUACGAGCCAACCAGGUCCGUGACGAGGUACGAGACUUAUUGUAUUCCUUGGACGGUUGCAAGGGGCCUGUCCGGGAGAUUCAGGCAGUUUCCAGGGGUUUCCUGGUCCGUAAGAAUCUGGCUGCUCAACAGCAGGAGACGAAAAAGACUUCGGGCCACGUUGAGAGACUUCAGGCUCUUGCUCGUGGAAUGGGGUUGAGAGCCAGAAUCAGCAAGGAUCUUCAGUUAUUGGGAGGACAGGCUGGCACGGUUGCCAGCUUACAAGCUGCUGCGAGGGCUCUGCUGACCAGGACUCAGAUCGACCGUGAGCAGCAGCAGCUGCGUGCCCUCGGUCCAAAAUGGGAGGCACUCCAAGGUGCGAUUCGAGGAAAGCUUGUGCGGGAAAAGCAGGAAGCAUAUAAGGUCGAAGCCCAGAAACACGAGCUCAAUAUCGGUAAACUACAGGCAGUGAUAAGGGCAGGCGCUGUGCGACGUGAAGUUGCGAGAAAACUAGACGCUCUAGAGGAAAGCAAAGAGGAAAUUCUUUCUCUUCAAUCGGGCGCUAGAGGAAUGAUGGAAAGACUCAAGGUCGCUGCCUUGCAACAGGAACUCAAUCGACAUGAGGCUCGGAUCACAGGACUGCAGGCACAAGUCCGAGGCUACAUUGGCCGGAAUCAACACCAUGCGCUCCUGGAUGAACUCAAGUCCCAUAAUGAAGCUACAGCAGAAUUCCAGGCCAUUCUGAAGGCAAUGAUGACUCGCGCAGGAGUCGACGAUCUUCUCACGGAACUUGAGGAAGAGGAGGAAUCCAUCGUGGCUUUGCAAGCUGCCACAAGGGGAUUUAUGGUGCGAGCGAAGUUCGAGGAAAAGAAGCGUUAUUUCAACGAAAAUAUGAAGAAAGUCAUCAAGAUCCAGAGCUUUGUUCGCGCCAAAGUGCAAGGCGAAGCAUACAAAAGUUUGACCACUGGAAAAAACCCCCCGGUCAAUGCGGUAAAGAACUUCGUUCACCUUCUCAAUGACAGUGACUUUGAUUUCAAUGAAGAAGUUGAAUUUGAGCGAAUGCGAAAAACCGUUGUCCAGCAAGUGCGCCAGAACGAGAUGUUGGAGCAAUACAUCGACCAGCUCGAUAUCAAAAUUGCACUUCUCGUCAAGAACAAGAUCACCCUCGAUGAGGUUGUGCGACAUCAACACAACUAUGGCGGAAAUUCGAUGGGACUUUUAGCCAACAGCACGAUUACUUCAGCCAAUCAGUUUGACUUGAAGGCGCUCAAUAAAAGCUCACGCAAGAAGCUGGAGUCAUAUCAACAGCUCUUCUUUAGCUUGCAGACGCAACCACAGUAUCUUGCUCGACUGUUCAAGCACCUUCGCGAACAGGGCACAUCGGAAAAGGAGUACAAGAGAAUCGAGCUUCUCGUCAUGAGUCUGUUCGGUUAUGCGCAGAAGCGGCGCGAGGAGUACUAUCUUUUGAAGUUGGUGGCCCGGGCUAUUCGCGAGGAAGUGGAAGGAUGCCGAGCUAUUCAAGAGUACAUACGAGGCAACUAUUUCUGGCCAAAGUUAUUGGGUAACUAUACUCGAUCACCUAGGGAUCGCAAGUACCUGCGCAGUUUAUUGGGACCACUGAUCCGCGAUAAUAUCGUCGAAGAUCCCGCCCUUGACUUGGAAAGUGACCCUAUGCAAAUCUACCGGUCUGCCAUCAAUAACGAAGAGCUGCGGACCGGUCGCCCUGACCUCCGACCGCUUGACGUACCACGCGAGGUGGCUAUUAGGGAUCCUGAGACAAGGCGCCUAUUCAUCGACCAUCUACGGGAUUUGCGGGAGAUUUGCGAUCAGUUCUUCCUGUCCCUGGAAGAAAUGGCCCAUAAGAUGCCAUACGGUCUACGGUUCUUGAGCAGCCAGAUGUUUCAAGCCUUGUGUCAACACUUCAACCGCGAGCCGCAAGAAAACUUGCUUCAGCUCGUGGCAAACUGGAUCUGGAAGUUCUACCUUCAGCCUGCCUUGACCCAACCAGAACAAUUGGGUGUUAUCGAAAAGUCACUGAGCCCGCUCCAAAAAAGAAACUUGAGUGAGGUAGCCAAGGUUAUCGGGCAGGUUGCGUCUGGGCGACCAUUUGGCGGCGAAAACAUUUAUUUGCAACCGCUGAACAACUUUGUGACAGACUCUAUCCAACGCAUGCGACAAAUCCUACAGAACUUGAUCUCCGUGGCAGAUGCCGAAAGCACCUUCGGCGUCGAUGAGUUCAACGACCUCUAUGCCAAGAAUAAGCCGACUCUGUACAUAAAGAUGACUGACGUUUUUGCAAUUCAUAAUUUAGUGGCAUCGGAGCUUCCUUUCAUGUGCCCAACUAGGGAUGAUGUUCUCCGAGAGAUCAUUCAGGACUUGGGCAAUGCAAAGAGCAAUGAAAACGAAAUGAAUGCGGCUGGAUCAUCCGAUAUCCAAAUGUUCCUAACCCCCAAACUCCACAAUGUCCAAGAUCCAGAGGAAGAUGUCAAGUCACUCUUUAUGGAGACGAAACGCUGCGUCCUGUAUAUCAUCCGGGUCCAAACUGGCGCCAAUCUCCUAGAAAUAUUGGUAAAACCCAUCUAUGAGGAAGACGAAGAGAAGUGGCAAACAGUGCUGCACGAUGACUUUUCAAACGACGGCAAUACUCGCGGGGCUUACUCGGACACCAAUAUGGUGGACGUAACAAGGAUGACUUACUACGAACUUAAGCGUACAGCGCUAGAGAAUAUCAUGAGGCUAGAACAGAUGGGACGUAUCUCGAAGCAAAAUUACUACCAGGACGUUCUCAACGCCAUUGCCAGCGAUAUUCGAACGAAGAGCCGCAGAAGGGUCCAAAGACAACGAGAACUAGAAGGUGUGCGGCUCACUUUGACCAACCUAGCUGAAAAGGCCAAAUACCUUGAGCAACAAAGGAAGAGCUAUGAUGAUUAUAUUGAGCAGGCAAUGGUGACAUUGCAGAACAAGAAGGGGAAGAAGAAGUUUCUCCUGCCAUUUACGAAGCAAUACAACCACCAACGUGAGCUUGAGCGAAGUGGUCGGGUACCCAAAUUUGGAAGCUACAAGUACAGCGCCAGAACGCUCUCCGAGAAGGGCGUUUUGGUGUCCUGGGCAGGCCUCAGUGACCGCGAAUGGGACAAGAUCAACAUUACCAUUUCCUGUGACGAGGUUGGUGUGUUUGCCAUUGAAGGAUCACGAGGCCACAUUCAGAUGCCGGGUGCGAGCGCCUUGGUGCCUAUUGAGGACAUGUUGCAAGCGCAAUUUGAAUCUCAUCAGUUCAUGAACUUGUUUGAGGGCAACUUGAAGUUGAACGUCAACUUGUUGCUGCAUCUUGUGUACAAGAAGUUUUACGGAACGUAA